Messenger RNA from Rhineura floridana, 2696 nucleotides. RefSeq names its product complement C1q and tumor necrosis factor-related protein 9A-like. The transcript has 5 exons. The record is from RefSeq and is a predicted model, not a curated record. Gene Ontology annotation, molecular function: protein binding. Lineage: Eukaryota; Metazoa; Chordata; Lepidosauria; Squamata; Rhineuridae. The coding region runs from base 247 to 1275 and encodes 342 amino acids.
GGAAAUGGACUGCCUUCAAGUCGAUCCUGACUUAUGGCUACCCUGUGAAUAGGGUUUUCAUGAGACGCAUGGCCAGAAUAAUGCCUUUGCUGUGGAGUAAUGCCUCUGCUCUGCCCCUGUUGAGUAGCUCCAGGCUAUCAGGAUCUGUUGGGUGGGUUGCAUCAUAGUGAAACACGGUGUGGCUAAUAAGAAGAGACUUUUGGGGCUAGACUGGAAAACAGACAAAACAGGCUGAAAUUAGGUAGGAUGAAACUCUGGAUUCUUCUGCUGGCUGUUUCAGUCAGCACCGAAGAAAUACAAAGACAGAGCGGUUGCAUGGAAAGGUUUCCUGGGAUCCCUGGGAACCCUGGACACAAUGGCAUACCGGGACGUGAUGGACGUGAUGGACCAAAGGGAGAAAAAGGAGACACAGGUGAACCAGGAAAUCCCGGAAAACCAGGCACAGAUGGCAUACAUGGAGAAAAGGGAGAAUUGGGAGCUGAUGGCAGAGUUGAAGAGAAAGGGAACAAAGGCAAUAAAGGGGCAAGAGGCUGGCCUGGGAAAUUUGGGCCGAAGGGAAUCCCUGGACCUGUGGGCGAGAAAGGUCAAAAGGGCGAAGUGGGACUACAAGGACAAAAGGGGAUAAAAGGUGACCUUGGCCCCAUUGGCCCACAAGGACUUAAAGGUGAAAUUGGAGUCCAAGGCGAAAUAGGCUUAAGGGGUCCCAUUGGACCAAUGGGCCCUGUUGGCCCAAAAGGAGAGAUGGGAGGCCCAGGACCAAAGGGCAGUAAAGGAACCCAGGGAGAAAAGGGAUGGAAGGGAGACAGGGGAGAAAAGGGACAGCUUGGCAGUACCCAAGUGAUGCCAAGAAGUGCCUUCAGUGUAGGUCUUACCACUAAGUUUCCUCCUUUGAAUGUUCCCAUCAGAUUUGACAAAGUGAUGUAUAACGGCUUAAACCAUUUUGAUACAGCCACUGGGGUAUUCACCUGUCAGAUCGCUGGUGUCUAUUAUUUCACCUACCACAUCACUGUUUAUUCAAGGAAUGUCAGGGUGGCUCUGGUUAAAAAUGGGAGCAGGAUGCUCCACACUGCAGACAGUUACCAGAGUGGUGAAGACCAGGCCUCAGGGGGGACCAUCUUGGAGCUUCAGAAAGGCGAUCAGUUAUGGUUGCAGACUUAUGGAAGUCCGACUUCUAAUGGCUUGUACGCAGACCCAGAUGAUGACACAAUAUUCACUGGCUUCCUUUUAUUUAGUACCUCAGAGGCAUCAGCACCUAUACUACUCUCUAGCAUGUGAGCCAUUGUUUUUAAUGUGUUGCCAACUGUAUAUACCAUUGCUUAUUCUCACAUCAAGGUUAGCAUGGAAACAAAGGCAUAUUAACAACUUCUUGCCAAUCAUAGUGAUUGAUGCUAAACAAUGGGUUGCUCCUACUCAGAGCAGACCCACUGAAAUUCAUGAAUUUUAGUCCAUUGAAAUUAAUGAACUUAAGGUUGUCAUGUCUAUUAACUUCACUGGGUCUACCGUGAGUAGGACUAACACUGAAUACCACCCACUAUGUGCACCUUUGAUUAUGUUGUUCUGCUAUUUUCAAAAAUAAAUCUGAAAUCUAGACCAGCUGGCUGUAAUAUCACCAAAAUUUAUACAAAAUUCUGCCUGUAUUUCCUAUGUAACCCUCAGAAUCACAAAGGUGGAGAAUUAUCUUAACCUGGAUCUUGGAUAAGUGGAUGUUGCGGUGUUUCUUAUUAUUGUUAUUGUGAAGACUAAGCUUCCAUGUUCUUUGCCAGAAGACCUCUAAACUGAACUAAUUUGCACAGCCCGCUUUUGUAUGUCCAUGCCUGGGUAUUACCGAAUACAGCAAAAUUUGUUGAGUUUUUUCUGCUAGAUAUCAAAUCAGGACCUGAAGAACUUAGGUUUAUCCUGUUCCUGUCCUCUGUCCUCCCAGUGAAUUAAAAGCAAGGGAUUGCUAUCAAAGUUUUACUCUAAUGACAUCUCAGCUCAACAUAUUGUCAUCCAAAAGCUGAGGGACCUAUUCAUUGUAAUGUUUGAGUCAGUUUUAAUAUCUAUUAUUUUGUGACGUACUCUAUGAAAAAAGUGAUGAAAAAUCUUAAUUUUUAUUGUUUACUGCUCAACAAACAAGAAAACAGCAUUUGGGAAGGUUGGGACACAGGAAGCAUCACACAUUAUAAGGCACUUGUACCCUUGUGUCUAAUAGCUGUUAGUGUCUAAAGUGUCUGAAAAACUGCAAGACAUUACAACUGACAAGGAAAUGUCUAAUGCCAAUGUACAUACGGGAGAUGUAAGAAUAAGAUAAAGAUAAAACUAGAUUAAUUUUAUUCAGCAGAAAUGCCUGUGAUCUUGAGCUUUGUGUUUGAACAUAUCUUAGGACAGUGUAUAAAAGAAAAAAUAAAAUGGAUUCGUGUAGUACAAUUUAAGGACCAUUCCUAUGUUCGCCCAGAGGCUGGCUGAAUAGAAGCGCCAUAGCUCAGUGGCAGAGCAUCUGCUUUGCAUGCAGAAGGUACCGGGUUCAAUCCCUGAUGUCUCCAAGUAGGGCUGGGAAAGAUCCUUGUCCAAGGUUCAGGGGAGAUGCUGCCAGUCAGUGUAGACAAUACUGAGCUAGAUGUACCAACAGUCUCACACUGUAUAAGGCAGCUUCCUAUGUUCCUGUGCCAAGAAAGGCCUCAAGAAACAACAUGAGUGCUACUCUGCUAGCACAGAGG